AUGAGCCAAAACCAGGCAUAUCAAUUCGCGAUCAUUCCAUGUCAGACAGAUGGCACUCUGACAGAUGGGGAGUACAAAAAAGAAAGACCGACGAAAGAUGAGAUUCUUGACAAAGAAUAUGAUAUCUACCUUCAGACUCAUAAUGAAGAGUUUGAUACGCCACCAAUGAAUUACGAAGAAUAUGAGAAAUUCAUUGAGGAACAAGUGGAGAAAGAACGUAGUCGGCAUCUUCCAACUGAACACUCAACCUCUAUUACUACCAAUGUCCAAUCAGAACCCUCAUUCGCACCACUCCUCUAUUUGCCGAUUCCUUUACCAACUCAUCCAACUUACUUCAUGCCUCCGACGUCCAAUUCCUUGCAUGUACCACAGCAAGAAAUGAAGUUUCACCAGUUAUCUCAGCUCCAUCAUCUGCAAUACGGAUCCAGAUCUUCUCUAGCUCCUGUAGACACAUCUUCUCAAAAAUCAGCUGACAACCCGAUUCGUUUGGAAGGAGCCUUAGCUACUCAUCAAGCCCAACCUGCUGUCGGACCACAUGCGAUCGCUAAAAACACUCCAUUAUUCGCCCCUUCUUGUUGUAUAUUAUUAUAA
Molecule: messenger RNA, 591 nt
Organism: Caenorhabditis remanei
Lineage: Eukaryota; Metazoa; Nematoda; Chromadorea; Rhabditida; Rhabditidae
Exons: 2
Coding region: 1-591 (196 amino acids)
Source: RefSeq, a predicted model, not a curated record